AGUCGCGAUUUCGGAGCGGCUACGUAAGAACCGUAAGUGUCAGUGCGAGAUGCAAGAUAGUUCGCGGCGAGCAAAGUGAAUGAAAAACCAUUUGUGGCCUAAGUGAAAUUUACUCAAAAAACAUUCAAAGGAUUGGCACAGAUGUUGAGACUAAAAGAAAUUGUCAGUGAAAAAUAAGAAAUCGAUUAAUACUGAAAAGGAAACUCGGUUUUGUAACAUUAAACAACAUCAGAAAUAACACGUUGGACAGAUCGCCGGGAAAGUAUUCCAAAAGCCGAUAUUGGUUUCCUGUUAAAAUAUUGUUUUCCAAGAUAUUUUCACAAAUACACUCGACAAAGAGAUAUGUAUCUUUCGGGUUGAUAAACAAAUUCCAACACCAAAACGAUUUUGUCGCGCAAUUGUGAAAGUUCAUUGUGUUAAAUUUUUAAUGGUAUUCAACGCAGAAACAAAGUGAAUAAAGGAAAACAUACAUAGUACAGAAGAAAAAACUGAGGAAAAUAUGGACCCAUAGCCUACUUAUCGCAUAUAACUGGUUAAUAUAUUUGCUGUCGCGUAAAUUCGACUUCUCCGCCGAUACGUUCCUCGCCACCAGGUUUAAAAUAUAUAUAUUCGAAUAAGCGUUGAUCGCGCGCGUAAAUCUGUAUCUGUGUGCGUGAGCCCCUUUAUCCUUUGUACAUAUGUACAAUACUUGUCGUCGUCGUCGUGCAUCGUUGUUGUUGUUCUUGCUGUUAUCCUAUUUAUUCAUCGUCGUCCGCUGGCAUUAAUCUGCGAAUAAAGUAAAUAUAAUAAAUUUGUGUUUUUCGGUGUUGUCUCGUGUAAGUGUCUAUAAUUUGUUUGAGUACGACAAGCGAUCGGUGCGAUUUAAAAAGUUCCAAAUCACCUGUCUGUGUGUGCAAUUUGAAAAUAUCGCUAUCAAAACAACAACGGGAACAAGCAAAUCAAUCAAUCGACGUCACCAAAAACCCAAUAAACUGGAAUUGCCAAGACAACUAAAAUUCUUUGUCUUCAAAGCGUUUUGGAUCCACACAUCUAGGAAUAAUAAAGUUGUAAAACAAAUCCAACUUUUAAAAUCCGUUUUAUUAACACUAUUUGGAAGAAAUGACUGACCUCUCAUUUGUUUUUCGUUAACUAAAUGAAGAAAAUAUCACAAUUUUGACCUGUUAUGACAGAAAAGUAAAAGUGGUUGCACAAAAAUUGUUCAACACAUUUGCCACAUAAAAUUACAAUUUAAAGAUUAAAGUUAAUUCCGACGCAGAAACUUAAAAGCACGCACAAACAAGCCAAAUAAAAGCAAAACCAAAUCCAUUUAAAUACAAUAAAGUUCGACGAAAAGCACUCACAGUCAACAAUAAUAAAUGUUGUGAAUUUAAUCAAACUGGAAUUUAUCUAAAUUUUAUGCAAAAUAGAAAUGUUACAUUUACGCAACACAAACUACAAUAACAACAGCGCCAAGAACAACAACAGUAAUAAAGGCCAUAAAAUGCAUUUGAAAAGUGCAACGGCGGCUAAAGCAACAAUAAUGAAACAUAAGUUAAGCAAAGUUUACGGAUACGGUUGGAUGCAAGUCUUCCUACUACUUACAGUCCUCGUGAUUGGUAAUCAAAGUGCCUGGCAGGAGAAUAUACGACCAAAACUCUACGUUGAAUUAGGUCCCGAAGAUGUACUGAAGUUUGUGGGUAACGAAAGUGUCGUGGAUCACUUUAAGCUCGUCACUAAGGAUGGCAACAGUCUGCUCAUCGGUGCCAGAAAUACGGUUUUUAAUUUAAGCAUACAUGACCUCGUCGAGCAGCAGCGUUUGGUCUGGACGUCGCCGGAGGAUGAUACCAAAAUGUGUCUUGUCAAGGGCAAGGAUGAGGAGGCCUGUCAGAACUACAUUCGCAUUAUGGUGGUGCCAUCGCCGGGACGCCUCUUCGUUUGCGGCACCAACUCGUUCCGCCCCAUGUGCAAUACGUACAUUAUCAGCGAGAGCAACUACACGCUGGAGGCAACAAAGAACGGACAGGCGGUGUGUCCCUACGACCCCCGUCACAACUCCACCUCUGUGCUGGCUGACAACGAACUGUAUUCCGGGACCGUAGCGGAUUUCAGUGGAAGCGAUCCGAUUAUCUACCGAGAACCCCUGCAGACCGAGCAGUACGAUAGCCUAAGUCUCAACGCACCGAACUUCGUAAGCUCAUUUACGCAGGGAGACUUUGUCUAUUUCUUCUUUCGGGAAACCGCUGUGGAGUUCAUCAACUGCGGCAAGGCGAUUUAUUCGCGCGUUGCCCGCGUCUGCAAAUGGGAUAAAGGUGGCCCGCAUCGAUUCCGCAACCGCUGGACAUCCUUCCUUAAGUCCCGACUCAACUGCUCCAUUCCCGGCGAUUAUCCCUUCUACUUUAACGAAAUCCAAUCGGCCAGCAAUCUAGUGGAGGGACAGUAUGGCUCGAUGAGCUCGAAACUGAUCUACGGGGUCUUCAACACGCCGAGCAACUCCAUUCCCGGCUCAGCGGUUUGUGCCUUUGCCCUGCAGGACAUAGCCGAUACGUUUGAGGGCCAGUUCAAGGAACAGAGCGGCAUCAACUCCAACUGGCUCCCAGUAAACAAUGCCAAGGUGCCCGAACCUCGUCCUGGGUCCUGUCACAACGAUUCGAGAGCGCUUCCGGACCCCACAUUGAACUUCAUCAAAACACAUUCGCUAAUGGACGAGAAUGUGCCGGCAUUUUUCAGUCAACCGAUUUUGGUCCGGACGAGCACAAUCUAUCGCUUCACCCAAAUCGCUGUAGAUGCACAGAUCAAAACUCCGGGUGGCAAGACGUAUGACGUUAUUUUUGUAGGCACAGAUCAUGGAAAGAUAAUCAAGUCGGUAAAUGCCGAAUCCGCCGAUUCCGCGGAUAAAGUGACCUCCGUGGUCAUCGAGGAAAUCGAUGUCCUGACCAAAAGUGAGCCCAUACGUAAUCUAGAGAUAGUUAGAACUAUGCAAUACGAUCAACCCAAAGAUGGCAGCUACGACGAUGGCAAACUAAUCAUUGUGACGGACAGCCAGGUGGUAGCCAUCCAAUUGCACCGAUGUCACAAUGACAAAAUCACCAGCUGCAGUGAGUGCGUCGCAUUGCAGGACCCUUACUGCGCCUGGGACAAAAUUGCCGGCAAGUGCCGUUCCCACGGAGCUCCCCGAUGGCUGGAGGAGAACUAUUUCUACCAGAAUGUGGCCACCGGCCAGCACGCGGCCUGCCCCUCAGGCAAAAUCAAUUCCAAGGAUGCCAACGCAGGGGAGCAGAAGGGCUUCCGCAACGACAUGGACUUAUUGGAUUCGCGGCGCCAGAGCAAGGAUCAGGAAAUCAUCGACAAUAUUGAUAAGAACUUUGAAGGUCCCCAAAUCUCUGCAGAUAUUAUCAACGCCCAGUACACGGUGGAAACCCUUGUGAUGGCCGUCUUGGCCGGCUCAAUUUUCUCGCUGCUGGUUGGCUUCUUUACAGGAUACUUUUGUGGUCGCCGAUGUCAUAAGGACGAAGACGAUAAUCUGCCGUAUCCCGACACGGAGUACGAAUAUUUUGAGCAGCGGCAAAAUGUCAAUAGCUUCCCUUCGUCCUGCCGCAUCCAGCAGGAGCCCAAGCUGUUGCCUCAGGUGGAAGAGGUGACGUACGCAGAACCGGUGCUUCUGCCCCAGCCGCCGCCGCCAAACAAGAUGCACUCGCCAAAGAACACGCUGCGCAAGCCGCCCAUGCACCAAAUGCACCAGGGUCCCAACUCGGAGACCCUCUUCCAGUUCCAACCCGAUGGCUACAACACCCAGCAAUCGUAUCGCGGUCGAGACAACUUCGGAACCCUACGUUCCCACCAGGUGAUGGGCGAAAACUACAGGCGCGGAGAUGGAUUUUCCACCACCCGCAGCGUCAAGAAGGCUGUAAACAACACAAACACACGUAACAGAAGUCUUGGUCGCGCAAGAAGACAGCCGCCCCGUCAUGGCAUUGUAACUCAACACCGUUCGAAUAGCCCCCAGCAGCAACAGCAAACACAGCAGCCGCACUCCAGCUCCGGCUCCUCACCCGUAAUGUCCAACAGCAGCAGCAGUCCGGCCCCGCCAUCCAGCAGUCCCAGUCCGCAGGAGAGCCCCAAGAACUGCAGCUAUAUCUACCGUGAUUGAUUGAUAUGCAACACCAAAUCGAUGCCACUCAUCCAGGCCCAGUCCACGCACGCCCUGCCACACCCACACCCGAAUCCGCUUCCGCAACCGCACCCGCAUCCGCUCCUUGGUCCGACCACGCCCCCAGCCCAGCCACGCGCCAGGAGCCCGAUGAUCGGCAGGACAUAUGCCAAGUCCAUGCCGGUGACGCCAGUUCAACCGCAAUCGCCGCUGGCGGAGACGCCCUCAUACGAGCUUUACGAAGGCCACUCCGACGCCAGGUUCCAUUUCGAUGACGAGGACGGUGAGGAUGAGGAGCAUGACCUGGAAGACACCUCAUCGCUGGCCAUGAUUACACCGCCUCCGCCCUACGACACACCUCACCUUGUCACAUCGCCACCCUUGCCGCCGCCCCGUAGAUUUCGCUUUGGCAACAGAGAGCUGUUUAGCAUGAGUCCUGCCGGAGGCGGAGCCACGCCCACCGCCUCGGGAAGCACCACCAACCGCGGCAGCAGCGCCAUAACGCCCACCAAGCUGAGUGCAGCGGCAGCGGCCAUGUUUGCCGCCCCCCAAAUGGCCACCCAGCUCAACCGGAAGUGGGCACACCUCCAGAGGAAACGGCGCAGGCGCAACAGCAGCUCCGGCGAUUCCAAGGAGCUGGACAAACUGGUCCUGCAAUCGGUCGACUGGGACGAAAAUGAAAUAUACUAGCAAACAAGCCACUGAUCAGAAGAAAAAGUACUUCUACUCAAAGAAAGUGGAAUACAACUUCAUUUUUUAAAAAACUAUAAACAUUUGUUCGUGCUGUCUGCAUUGGAACUCGUUUCGUUUUCCUGAAAAGUGAACUUUGAACAACAAAAUGGCUUAAAAAUGUGUUUACUUAGGCAGGAUAUUGAUAUUAAGGUAGUAAAUGUAACCGAUUUUACGCUAGUCUAAAAUCAGGGGAGUGCAUAAUUUUUAAACUUUCAACUAUUAAACAAAUAUUUUAAUUAGUUUUAUACAAUUCGUUUUUAGUUUAAGUAAUAAACUUGUUUUAAAUAUUAGUUAAACUUGAACAAAUUGUAUUGUAUGCAGCGUACGCCAAAUGUUCGAUUUAUUUGUGAAAAACAAUUAGUUUAUUUAAAAAUGGUAUUAACUGUGAUCCCCCUAACUAAAGAAGUUACCAUUUACUACCUUAAUUAGCAUACAAGACGUAGUUCCAAAGUUUCAAUGCAUUUUAUAAAAUGUGGCUUAAUGAUCCCUCCCCCAACCUUCCUCCCUCCCUUAAACUACAAGUAGCAAUCGAAGAAAGCAUUCAUCAGCGAUAAGAACUGGAUCGGGUCUUACUUACACACAUAAAGCCAGAGAAGUUAUACACGAAAUUUAUAGUUAUAUAGCCUUUAUACUAUUCCCAGAUUUGCUAAGUAUACACAAGAGUAACAAAACAUACGUAUAUAUGACUCAAUAUAUACCACUUGAUUAUAUAGACACGGUUUAAAGAAGCGGCUACGCUAAAUUAAAGCUAAGAAAUGAUAUUGUUAGUUACCAUUAAAAGAAAUUAACAGUUGUAUAUAUUAAUCCUAAAGAUGGUCAAGACGUAACGUAAUCUAAGUAAAUCUUAUUCACAUAGAGUAUACACGAUUUACAAGAUUUUUUGCAUUUAACCCAGAGAAAGUAAAGAUAGAAAAAAUUUAAAAAGCAUAAAUGGUUGAGGAAGAUGAGAAAACAAAACGAAACGCUUAUUACUGAUUUACACAAAACAAAUGAAUAACCGAAAUAGUAGGAAGGCAAACAAAUUAGUUUUAAGCCGUAAGAAAUCGGGAAAAUAUAAGGAAAUUGCAUUCGAAAUUCAUUCAGAAUUGGAUCUGGAAGUCAACUGUCAACCGCUAUGCAGCGCUCCUUUCAAAAUCGAAUCCAUCGAGUGCUUUUUCAAUUGUCAAUUUAAUUUGCAGAGCCUUAAGCUAUAGUACUUCAGACUCCAGUGCUUCAGUCUGCUAUAGGAAAAUGUAAAUUAUGUACAGGACUAUACGCAUUAUUCAACCGAUCUGUACAGAAAAAGUAUGUGCGAUAUGUGCCAUAAUUGGGUAUGUGCCCACCUUGAGUUUAGUUGUUAUUGUUUGCAAUGAUUCAGAAUAGUUCUUUACUGAGAACAGAACUCGCUAUCUUUGUAUAUAUACAAAUAUACCUAUAUAUGCAUGAUGAGGGACACAAAUUUCAUGUGCAGUGAUCGAUCAAAAUUUAGUGAAAGCAUUUAAAGUAAACUUUAGCCUAACCACAUAGGGUUUGUAUCAUAGAUUGGGCCGGAGGGCGGAACAAAACUUUUGAAAAUAUUUUCACUAGGGGCAUUGCUAAUGUUGUUCACGUAAUAGAGUAUAUUAGAAAUAGACUAAGCUAAUCGAUACUCAAUAUUUUGUAUGAGAAACAUUAAAAUCAUCCGAUCAAACUUGGAAAUUGCGUUGCAAGACGAUUAAAAAGCGUAGAAAUAUCUAAAUCAAAGCAAAUGUAUAAAACGAAACCACAUAGCAGACGGUAGAUCUAAAAUAAAAGCCCACACAAACGUAAACGUAUAUAUUAAUUAAUAUAUACUUUAUGCAGCUGCAAUUUAAUGCUUUUGAUAUGCAAUUUUACUUUUUGAAAAAAUGUAUACAACCGAAACAAAUCAAGAGCGAAAAAACAAAGUAAAAGGAAUGCAAUUACAUUUAGAAAGCCAAAGACACAAAUGAUUAAAUGAUUAUUUUUCAGAGUUAUUUAUCCUUAUUUUUAAUUAUUCGUAUAUGAAAAUAUUUAUAUUUUAAACUAACGUAUAGAACUGCGUUACAACGUAUGUAGCAGUUUAUUUUCUGUUUCUGCUUAUUUAGUUUUUAAAUUUGUUGUUUUUAUCUUCUUCUUUAAGAUAACCGUGUCGAGUACUUUGAAAGCAAUACAAACACUUAAAAUGUAUAAGCAAAAAAUAAAUGCAAAGAUUCAGACACAUAAAGUAGCUGCAGAUGGAUAAAACUUAGGAAUACACUAGAGUUUUGAACUAAUUCUAGAUCUACAUCAUCUACUUAUACAAUGGCAUACAAGUAUUAACUGAACCAGAUCAUUAACUUUUAUACACUUUACCAUUUACAUAUAUACAAGGAAACUGAAAGCCGAUAACCGAUUAUUCAAUAUACAAGGCAAAAUUGAACAUGCAAAUGUAAUUUGAAGCCAGGUUGCAACUGAAAGGUUUUACAGUAAAUCAUGCCUACAGACAUAAAUCAGCAACAACAGUAAGAAGAUUAGAGAAUCCAUGAAUAUAUACUUAUACAUAAAUAUAGAUGACCCAUAUACAUACACUUACUAGAUACUUUAGAAGAGAGAUUCUCUAGAAAUGCUUUUAAAUUUAAAAUAAAAAACAGAAAAAUGAACAAAAAGUGAAGUAAUAAACUCAAAAAAUAACUUAUUUAAGAAAAGUAUUUUAUUAAAAACACUUAACAAAAAGCAGAGUCUAACGCAAAAAAAAAUCAUCUUAAAUUUCUUAAAACUUUCAGCAAAGGGCAAACUUUUGUGAGAUAAGUCAACUCAGACACUUUUUUAAAAGAACAGAAAUUGGGAUUGACGAAGCGCCGUCGUUGAUGAUACUUUAAAGAUAAUUAUAAGCUAAAUGAAAACGAUUUUUAACUUUCUCCGAAUAAGACAAAAACAAUUAUUACCUACAGAUUGUAGCGAGCGCAUUCGUAUUUGCUAAUUAGCAACUUAUUAAACUAUAAAGAACAACCAACAUUUAAAAUUAGAACAGAAAGCCAGAACCCAAAUACCAAAAUAAAAACAAUCCAAGACGCGACACACCCAAAUUUUAAUUUUUCAUUAAAAACGAUAUAUAUUCAAGUGCUUCUUACAUAAAAUAAAUAUAAUUAUAUAUGAAACAAAAACAUAAAAGAUUAUAUGAUAGAUAUUAUUACGAGCAGGCAUUACAGUAUAAAUACCCACUAACUAGGUUAAGACAAUUACCAACAUCUUGAUUAUUACAUAUGAAAUGUAUUAUUAUGUUUUGUGAAAUCAAGCGAACUAUUACUGAUAAUGGAAAUCAGAUUACUGAGCGGAUUUAGAGUAAGCGUAUUAACUCUGUACGAUACCCGGCUCCGUUUGGUUUUAUAAUUUCUAAGUAGCCAGCUCUCAAUGCAUAUAGAAUGAAUACAAACACACACUGACACGUAAUCGAUGCAUUUUACUUACUUGAAGGCCAUAAGUGAAACAAAGUUAAGCCAGUUCAUGAAUUCAAUUUAUAUAAUUAUGUUAAGAUUUUAUAACGCAACAAGCCUAUCGUAUGCAUUACCUAUAUGAAUACCAUUAUGCGAAAACUUUGUAAAUACUUCAUCAACCAAAUAAAUAUUCCUUGAUUCAAGUAAAACAAUUUCAGAUCCCUAACUCAAACAAAAUGAACCGAAGGCACAUGGUUUUUCCCAAAAAAAAAGCAUCUCACCCACACACAAUUCUGAAGAGAUGUUUGAGCAUACGAGCCACGAGUAUGUUAUCCAUUCUUUAGCGGUUACAAAUACGUAAGGAUAAAUUAAAUUGUUGAAAUGUAGCGCAAGAUCGUAAUGAGUAACGAACUUAAUAAAAAGCCCAAAGCGAAUAACAAAUAUUUAACCAAAUAAGUUACGAAAGUUAGACACAAAACGGUACUUCCAAGCAACUAUAGAGCUAACAGCAAGCCAUUUAAAUGAAAGAACAAAAAUGCAAUCUAAACUGUAUGAAUUGAGUUUCCUAAUUCCGCUUAUAGGCACCCAAAAAAUUGAACCCAGAUCUCCCCAAGCAAUUCGGAUCGGUAACGGUUCGUUCAAAACGGUUCCCUCAUCUUCUCAUUCCUCCACAGAAACCUCCUUUACAUAACUUCCAAUUCGGAGUUCGUUAAGUUUUGGAUUUGGUUCAAAGCAAACGAUUCAAAAAUUAAUAAAUAAACUCUUUAUUAUUCACGCGAAAUAUGAGCGGUAUCAUAAAUUAAAACAGCACUGAAAAUCGAAGAUCUACAGCAUGAAAAAGCAAAAUAAAAAACAACACGAACAACCGAAAAUUGUUAGUAAAAAGACUGAGCUACAAAAAAUAUACAAAAAA
This is a messenger RNA of Drosophila suzukii, 9163 nucleotides long. NCBI's taxonomy places the organism in Eukaryota, Metazoa, Arthropoda, Insecta, Diptera, Drosophilidae. The record is from RefSeq and is a predicted model, not a curated record.